AUGCCUCGACAACGAAACGAGUCGUUUUCUCACCUCAACUCAGUGGCUCCUGUACCCAUUGAGCUCACUGACGAUACCAUUUCGGCGAGUCAGUUUGAUGACUCCUCCAGAAUCACCGAUGUGCUUGUUGGAGAUUACCAUAUUGUCUCUGGUGACUCUGCGCCUCAGUAUGUUGUGUGGUCUAUACGAAUUGUAGUUAACGGAGCAUCGCAUUCACUGAUUGUGCUCUACAAGAGGUAUAGUGACAUUGACCACUUUAGGAGGGAGCUUGUCAAGGCAUUCCCAAAGGACUCAAUCCCGCCACUACCACCUAAGGACAGUUUCAGCUUGUCACGAAUGUGGUUCAGCGAUCUGUGGCUAGAGUCUCGCCGCAGGGGUCUUCAAUGGUUCAUGACCAACGUGCUACUAAACCCAAAAUACCAGCACAGUCCAGUGAUUACUCAAUUCGUGCUCAAACAGACGGCCAGGUGA
Molecule: messenger RNA, 471 nt
Organism: Candidozyma auris
Lineage: Eukaryota; Fungi; Ascomycota; Pichiomycetes; Serinales; Metschnikowiaceae
Exons: 1
Coding region: 1-471 (156 amino acids)
Biological process (GO): retrograde transport, endosome to Golgi
Molecular function (GO): phosphatidylinositol-3-phosphate binding
Source: RefSeq, a predicted model, not a curated record